AUUUUAUAAAAAAAGAAGUAAAAACCGUCUUUGACGAUAUCCGGCCCAGCAAAACAAAACUGGUCUGCAACUAAGUGCAAGACAAGUGUGCCAACCGGCCUCUUUAUUUUGUGCAAGAGCAACCUGGGACGGCCUGGCGCAACCUCGUGCACCAUCACACACACUUCGACUUCAACGAGACACCUGCCGCGUUACGCACCAGCAGCUGAGUGAAACAGACCAAAACUUUCAGACGACUUCCUACCGUUUCCUUGGUUUGUUUCUCAAUCCUGUUGCCGUCGGCGUCGAGUCACAGCUACCAGGCCAGACUGGACCGUAGGUCGGAGGAAGGCCAACAAGCCAUGACCCGCUCUGAAUCUGAAAGCGCGGCACCAUGACCAUGAGUGACAGACAGCGUGAACGCCCAAUGGCAGCAGCAUGCCCGACCUACCCCCAACGGCCCCUCUCUAUCUCCUCACACUGACCGCAUCCGGCGUGCUCCUCCAAUUUGACAAACCCAAGCGAAUAACCGACGGAGCCUGCAGAACACUAGAACAGACAACCAAAAAACAAUCAGUAUAUGAUCCCAAGAUGAAGAUAAGCACGGCACGCCAAAAAUAUAUACAGUAAAUUUGUUGAAUCAGCAUGACAUAACAACAGCAAUGAAUUACAGCAGACUUGAAAUGAAAUUUGGAAGCCUGCUUUGACAAACCUGAACCCUCCAGGCUAUAUAUACCUACGGGAGCAGGUGAGCUCUCCUCGCCCGGCCAUCCGUACCAAAAUUAGCCGUGCUACUUGCCAGGCCGUCCGUACCUGUUUUGGGUCACCAAAUGCAACGCGCGCCGGACCUGCCCAUGCCAUUUCCUCCCUCCAUCUAACCACUCCCCCAGCCCUCCACGCCACUCUCACCCGCUCUUCAUUUACCCUCCUCGCCUCACGCUCCUCCUUCCUCUACCUCCUCCUCACUCGUUCACUCGUCUCCGUCCCAAGAUAGGAGCCCAGCACAAACUCCCAUGAUCAUCCUCUUCCAAAAGUGAGCAAGAGAAAAUGAAGAUCAGUUAGAGGAGGGUUUUCCAAUUCCUACUCGCCUCGCGCUUCCAGUAGUUGCCGCAUUGUUCCUUCCGUUCCAUACUUCCAUCAUCUCUUCCACCCCGCAGACUGCCGCGGGUUCUUGCAUUCGCGAAGAUGGCACUAGCUCUGCGGCUCCUCCUCGCGUUCCUGGCAAUUGGAUCCUGCAUAGCUGCCGACCAUAUCGACCUGUGGCCGAUGCCCAAGUCGGUGUCCCACGGGACGCAGAGGCUCUACGUCAGCAACAACGCCACCAUGUCAAUGGCGGGAAGCAAGUACUCCGACGGCAAGGCGAUCCUCAAGGAUGCCUUCCAGAGGAUGCUCGAUUUGAUGAAGCUGAACCACAACGCCGACGGUGCAAACCCAAGCUCCUCCCUGCUUACCGGUGUUAACAUAGUCGUUCUUUCGACACAAGAUGAGCUCGGCUUUGAGGUGGACGAGUCAUACAACCUGACUGUUCCUACAAUAGGAGAGCCGCUGCAUGCGCAGAUUGAGGCUCAAACAGUUUUUGGAGCACUUCACGCCUUACAGACAUUUAGCCAACUGUGUCACUUUGAGUUCACAUCAAGGCUUAUUGGACUCAACUCAGCUCCGUGGAUGAUUAGUGAUGCGCCCAGAUUUCCUUACCGAGGCCUUCUUAUUGAUACCUCAAGGCAUUAUCUUCCUCUCGCGAUAAUUAAAGGAGUGAUUGAUGCAAUGACAUACAGUAAACUGAACGUUCUCCAUUGGCAUAUCGUGGAUGAGCAGUCAUUUCCGAUUGAAAUACCUUCAUACCCAAAUCUGUGGAACGGUUCAUACUCUUAUUCCGAGAGAUACACAAUGUCUGAUGCCAUCGACAUUGUACGGUAUGCUGAAAAACGAGGUGUAAAUGUCUUGGCUGAGAUUGAUGUUCCUGGCCAUGCUCGUUCAUGGGGUGUUGGCUACCCAUCAUUGUGGCCAUCAGAUAGCUGCAGAGAACCGCUUGAUGUCAGUAACAACUUUACCUUCAAAGUUAUUGAUGGUAUUCUUUCAGAUUUUAGCAAGGUUUUCAAAUUCAAAUUUGUCCACUUAGGAGGUGAUGAAGUCAAUACAAGCUGCUGGACUGCAACACCACACAUUAAGGAAUGGUUGAAUAAUAACCACAUGAAUGUGUCGGAUGCAUACAGAUAUUUUGUGUUGAGAGCCCAAAAGAUAGCAAUAUCACAUGGAUACGAAGUCAUUAACUGGGAAGAAACGUUUAACAACUUCGGAGAUAAGUUGGACCGUAAAACCGUGGUGCAUAACUGGCUUGGGGGGGAUGUAGCACCAAAAGUGGUUGCUGCAGGGCUGAGAUGCAUAGUAAGCAACCAGGAUAAGUGGUACCUAGAUCACUUGGAUGCCACAUGGGAAGGAUUUUACCUGAAUGAACCCCUGAAAGGAAUCAACAACACAGAACAGCAACGGUUGGUUAUUGGUGGUGAGGUUUGCAUGUGGGGAGAGCAAAUCGAUGCAUCGGAUAUUGAACAAACUAUUUGGCCACGUGCUGCAGCAGCUGCAGAGAGACUGUGGAGUCCACUUGAGCAGAUUGCUGAAGACACCAGGUCAGCCACAUCAAGACUGUCACGCUUCAGGUGUUUGCUGAAUCAGAGAGGGGUAGCUGCUGCACCAUUAGCUGGCGAUGGUCGUACAGCACCAUAUGAACCUGGUCCCUGUGUAAGGCAAUAGGAUAUUCAUAGCAAAAUUUGAAGUAGCAUUCAAAGAGGAUACACAUCAUUCACAAGUGUUAGUUCAGCAUUAUGAAUCUGGAGUAGUUAUAUGGUUGUGUAGACUAUAGAAGGUUUCAGGGAGU
Molecule: messenger RNA, 2854 nt
Organism: Triticum urartu
Lineage: Eukaryota; Viridiplantae; Streptophyta; Magnoliopsida; Poales; Poaceae
Product: beta-hexosaminidase 3
Biological process (GO): carbohydrate metabolic process; glycosaminoglycan metabolic process
Cellular component (GO): membrane
Molecular function (GO): beta-N-acetylhexosaminidase activity
Source: RefSeq, a predicted model, not a curated record